Molecule: messenger RNA, 1063 nt
Organism: Lolium perenne
Lineage: Eukaryota; Viridiplantae; Streptophyta; Magnoliopsida; Poales; Poaceae
Product: putative protein phosphatase 2C 23
Biological process (GO): protein dephosphorylation
Molecular function (GO): protein serine/threonine phosphatase activity
Source: RefSeq, a predicted model, not a curated record
CACAAUGGAGAAGCUGGAGCAGAUCCAGCAAACCCUGAGCGAGAUAGAUGAUCGAACCCCCGACGCCCUCCGUGUCGCGUUCAGCCUCGGCCGCCGCGUCUCGCCCGCGCCAGCACCCGGAGAGGAAGACCGCGUCGCUAGCUUCGCCGCCUCCGUGCUGCCGCCGCCACCACUGGUGGUUUACGAGGACGCCGAUGCCAACGAUCCCGGACAACUCCACGAAGAAGUGCCUCUCGCGUCGACCUCCGAGGACGACGCUACGAAGCUGCUGAGGAUGGAGUGGGCUUCCUGCUAUCUCCCGGACCACGACGAAGACGCGCACUUCGGGCACGACGAGGCCGGCGUCCUCGGCGUGGCGGACGGCGUGGGAUCGUACCGCAAUCGCGGCGUGGACGCAGCCGCGUUCUCACGAGGGCUCAUGACGAGCGCCUUCAUGCACGUCCUGGCGAUCGAGCCCGGCACGCCCGUCUGCCCAUACACGCUGCUGGAGCGGGCGUACGACGAGACCGUCGCGUCCGCCGCGUCCGGAGCAUCCACGGCCGUCAUCCUCUCGCUAGCCGGCGCGACGCUCAGGUGGGCGUACAUCGGAGACAGCGCCUUCGCCGUGCUCCGGGGCGGCAACAUCGUGCACCGUUCGCGGGCGCAGCAAAGCCACUUCAACUGCCCGUUCCAGAUCAGUGCCGGCGGGAAGGGGGACAGCGUCGCGAAAGCGGACGUCGGCGAGAUGCCCGUGAGGGAUGGAGACGUCGUCGUGGCUGGGACGGACGGGCUGUUCGACAACGUCUUCGACAUGGAGCUGGAGCGGGUAGUUCGGAUGGGCACGGCGCACGGAUACUCGCCCAAGAACAUGGUGGACGUCAUCGCGGGCAUCGCGUACGAGAUGUCGCGGAGCCGAACGAAAGUCUCGCCGUUCAGCACUGAGUACCAGAAGCAGGCCGCCGGGGUCGGGUUCCACGGCGGGAAGCCGGAUGACAUCACCGUUGUCGUCGCCUUCGUUCGGGAUUUGUCAUGAUAUAUUUGUUUCAAUUUUUAUCACAGUUCGGUAAUCUUGCGCCCCGAAGAG